GUCGGACACUCAUCCAGUCCAUCGCCCAGAUCAACAUGCCAGAGGCGCACAGCCCGACCUUCCAGCGGGCGCUCUUGUCCGGUGCGGCCUCCGGGCUCGCGGUGGACCUCAUGUUCUUUCCGCUCGACACGGUCAAGACGCGCAUCCAGAGCGCCAAGGGGUUCUGGGCCUCGGGCGGCUUCCGUGGCGUGUACAGCGGUGUGGGGAGCGUGGGGCUGGGGUCCGCGCCAGGCGCUGCGGCCUUCUUCGUUACCUACGAAGAGCUGAAGAAACACGUCCCCGCCCUGCUCCCCGCCGACACGCCGGGUCUGAACCACAUGAUCUCCGCGAGCGGCGGCGAGUUCGUGUCCUGCCUCAUCCGCGUGCCGACCGAGGUGGUGAAGAGCCGCACACAGACGUCGGCGUACGGCUCGUCGUCGUCGCUCACGACCGCACUCAGCGUGCUGCGCCACGACGGCGUGCGCGGCUUUUACCGCGGCUUUGGGAUCACCAUCGCCCGCGAGAUCCCCUUCACGUCCAUCCAGUUCCCGCUGUACGAGUGGCUCAAGCGCACCCUGUCGCGGCGGUAUCUCGGUGGCGCGCGCCCGAACUCGGCCGAAGCCGCUGUGUGCGGGAGCAUCGCGGGCGGCGUCGCGGCGGCGCUGACGACGCCGCUCGACGUCGUCAAGACCCGCGUUAUGCUCGAGGCGCGCGGGGCGGGCGCCGAGCGCAGUCCUAGUGUGCUCAGCUUUCCGUCGCGGCUGGUGGGGAUCGCUUCGGCAGAGGGCGUCGGCGCCCUUUUCCGUGGAUGGGUGCCGAGGACCAUCGCGAUCGGCGCCGGAGGAGCCGUGUUCCUCGGUAUCUACGACUUUUGCGCCAACUUUGGGCGUGAGCGCGCGCCAUCAGAUCCUGGGCUUGCAUAGAUCAUGUAAGGGUAUAGAGGCAGCG
Cutaneotrichosporon oleaginosum is the source of this 927-nucleotide messenger RNA. RefSeq lists its product as uncharacterized. Gene Ontology annotation, biological process: transmembrane transport. The record is from RefSeq and is a predicted model, not a curated record. Gene Ontology annotation, cellular component: mitochondrial inner membrane. Gene Ontology annotation, molecular function: S-adenosyl-L-methionine transmembrane transporter activity. NCBI's taxonomy places the organism in Eukaryota, Fungi, Basidiomycota, Tremellomycetes, Trichosporonales, Trichosporonaceae.